Messenger RNA from Anas platyrhynchos (mallard), 2081 nucleotides. It is a transcript of the gene GUSB, whose product is annotated as glucuronidase beta. Gene Ontology annotation, biological process: carbohydrate metabolic process. The record is from RefSeq and is a predicted model, not a curated record. Gene Ontology annotation, molecular function: carbohydrate binding; beta-glucuronidase activity. NCBI's taxonomy places the organism in Eukaryota, Metazoa, Chordata, Aves, Anseriformes, Anatidae.
AGCCACCCCCCCCCAGCGGGCACUGCCCACAACCAAAAUGGCGGCGGUAGCGCCGGGCGGUGUGGCGGGGCUCUGCCGCCUGCUCUUACCGCUGCUGGCGGCGGUACCGGCGGCCGGGGGGUCCCGGGGGGCGGUGGGCGGCAUGCUGUACCCCCGGGAGAGCCCCUCCCGAGAGCUGAAGGAGCUCGGCGGCGUCUGGAGCUUCCGUGCCGACUUCUCGCCGGGCAGGGCCGCCGGCUUCGAGCAGCGCUGGUACCGCCGGCCGCUGAGGGAGACUGGUCCUGUGAUUGACAUGCCCGUGCCUGCCAGCUUCAAUGAUAUCACUCAGGACCCCAACCUGGAGAACUACAUCGGCUGGGUUUGGUAUGAGAAGGAGGUGCUGCUUCCUCAGCGCUGGCUUCAGGACAACCUCAGGGUGGUGCUCCGGUUUGGGAGUGCCCAUUACUACUCCGUUGUGUGGGUCAAUGGAGUGCAGGUUGUGGAGCACGAAGGCGGCCACCUCCCUUUUGAAGCAGAUAUAAGCAGCAUCGUCCAGAGCAGCCCACAGAUUCCCUGCCGCAUCACUGUUGCACUGAAUAACACACUGACACCUCACACUCUGCCUCCAGGGUCAAUUGAGUACAUGAAUGACCGCACAAGGUAUCCCAAGAACUAUUUUGUACAGAACAUCAGGUUUGAUUUCUUUAAUUAUGCUGGAAUCCAUCGCCCGGUUGUGCUUUACACCACUCCUUCUGUCUACAUAGAUGAUAUUACUGUGACAACUACUUCAACAGAGAGUGUUGCAAAGGUGCAGUAUCAGGUAUCAGUAGUCGGCAGCACGUUCUAUUCCUUGUCCCUGAGUUUACGUGACCAAGAGGGAAGAGUGGUUGCUACAGGUGAUGGACCAGCUGGAGUGUUAAAAGUCUCAAAUCCAAAUCUUUGGUGGCCUUAUCUGAUGCACGAGAACCCCGGAUACCGCUACUUCUUAGAGGUGAAAAUGCAGGCACAGGCAAAUGAGGUGCUGCUGGAGGACGUAUACACGCUCCCAGUCGGCAUCCGCACUGUCCACGUCACCAGCACACAGUUCCUCAUCAAUGGCAAGCCCUUCUACUUCCACGGGGUCAACAAGCACGAGGAUGCGGACAUCCGUGGCAAAGGCCUCGACUGGGCCCUGAUCGUGAAGGACUUCAACCUGCUCCGCUGGCUAGGGGCAAACUCCUUCCGCACCAGCCACUACCCCUAUGCUGAGGAGAUCAUGGACCUGUGCGAUGCCUAUGGCAUCGUGGUGAUCGACGAGUGCCCAGGAGUGGGGAUUAAAAUGCCUGAGAGCUUUGGGAACAAGUCACUGCAGCAUCACCUUGUUGUGAUGGAGGAGCUGAUCCGCAGGGAUAAGAACAGGCCAUCAGUUGUGAUGUGGUCAGUAGCCAACGAGCCGGCAGCAGAGCUGCCCCCAGCAGCUUACUACUUCAAGACAUUGGUAGCUCACACUAAAGCUCUCGAUCCCACCAGACCUGUAACCUUUGUGACCGAUACCAACUAUGCUGUUGAUCGUGGUGCUCCUUACGUGGAUGUAAUUUGUGUAAAUAGCUACUUCUCCUGGUAUCACGACCCAGGCCAUCUGGAAGUUAUUCCACUGCAACUCACAGCACAGUUUGAGAACUGGUAUAAAACCUACCAAAAACCUAUUAUCCAGAGUGAAUACGGAGCUGACUCAGUUCCUGGACUUCACAGCGAUCCACCUCUUAUGUUCAGCGAGGAGUAUCAGAAAGCUAUGCUGAGAGAGUACCACUCUGUUUUUGACAAAAAGAGGAAAGAGUACGUGAUUGGGGAGCUCAUCUGGAACUUCGCCGAUUUCAUGACUAAUCAAGGGACCACACGUGUUUUGGGUAACAAGAAAGGAAUAUUUACCCGCCAGCGUCAACCCAAGUCAGCUGCGUUUGUUCUGAGAGAGAGAUACUGGAAGAUUGCAAAUGAAUCAAGCUGUCUUCCUCCUAUAAUGAAAUCACAUAUCCUCUUUCUAUGAUGAAAUGAAAAGGUAUUACAGCUGAGUACUAUGCAGAACUUUUUCAUUAAAUUUCUGUUUAAAUAACAUUUACGCCUGA